Messenger RNA from Sclerotinia trifoliorum, 848 nucleotides. NCBI's taxonomy places the organism in Eukaryota, Fungi, Ascomycota, Leotiomycetes, Helotiales, Sclerotiniaceae. The record is from the annotation of a GenBank genome assembly.
CAUAACAAAUAAGGAUCAAGAUUCAUGAAUUAACAAAUAAAACUAAGCAUCAACCCCCCCAAACCACAACCACAAUGCCCACCCCAGCUCCAAUCUACAUAUUCCCAGAUCUCCCUCCGCUUUCUCUCUCUCCCAUCUUCUCCCAUCAAGCAUCCCAUCUUCCCCCACCUCCUCUCCUCUAACUUCCUCCACCACCCCAACUCCUCAAUCUAGGACGCAUAUCCACUCGGAUAUUAUUUUCGCACACGCUUACACAAGGCAUUUAUGGCGAAUGCUCUUAUGGAAAAUGAGACGGAGAUACGGAAAGGGAUUGAACGGGCGGAGUUUGUUAGGAAGGGUAUGUUGUUGUGCUGUGCUAUACCAUUACUUUUGUUGCAUUUAUAAAGAGAAGAAGAGGGGGAGGAGGGGGAUGUAUUGGGUGUGGUUGGUUGAAAUUGUGCUAAUUAUUGUAUUGGGGAGUAGAGAUUGAAGCAUUGUAAGUUUUAUGUCAUUUUCAUAUAUUCUAAAAUCUGCGAGGUGUAUUAGGGAGUGGAUGGUUCACGGAAUUCGCGUAUAAGUAUCACAUAGAAAUAGAGAUAUGGGCUGAUUAAAUAUGUAUUGGGUAUAUCCAGGUACUAUCUUAAAAGGUAUCGAGCGCUGCGACAAAGAUACAAAGAAGGAUGAAGAAUGAAGAAUGAUGAUGAUGAUGAAGCCUCCUGGCAUCUAUAUCCAAACGAUGAAUACUAUAUGCCAAUUAAAAGGCAGAUAGAUAGAUAAAGUCCUUUAUGGACGGGAUAUUAUACGGAUGGUGAAUCCAGAAAGAAGACUUGGAUCCUGGCCUCGAGGUGUUGUAGGAUGAGAGAACUAUU